AUGAGAGUAUUCCCCAUCGGUGCCAUCACAUUGACGGUAACGGUGGGAGAUUACCCCCAACAGAUCACUAAGGAAGUAACAUUCCUAGUGGUCGACUGUUCGUCCGCUUACAAUGCCAUUCUCGGACGACCCACCCUCAAUUCAUGGAAGGCUGUAACUUCAACCUACCAUUUAAUGAUCAAGUUCCCAACGGAUUAUGGAGUAGGAGAACUGCGUGGAAAUCAGGUGGUAGCACGAGAAUGCUAUAUUGCUAUGCUGGAGAUGGACGAUCAACAGCAAACAAUGUGCAUAGAAGAACAACGGACAGUAGCAGAGCCAGUUGAAGAGUUAGAAGAAAUAAUCCUUGAUAACUUAAGGCCAGAACGGACGACUAGAGUGGAUACAUUAGCAAGCUGGUCGAUGUGCCAGGAACUCACGACAUUCUUAAGAGACAAUCAAGACGUGUUUGCCUGGAGUCACAAGGAUAUGCCGGGGAUCGACCCCACAAUCAUGGUUCACAAACUAAAUGUGUCAUCUACAUUCUCCCCAAUCCGGCAGAAGAAACGAGUAUUCGCUCAGGAGCGAGACAAAGUCAUUGCCGAGGAAGUACGAAAGUUGCUUGAAGCAGAUUUCAUUCGAGAAGUGUACUACCUCGACUGGUUGGCAAACGUCGUCAUGGUUAAAAAGGCUAAUGGAAAGUGGAGGACGUGUGUAGACUUCACGGACCUCAAUAAGGCCUGCCCCAAAAACAACUAUCCACUCCCUCGGAUAGAUACUCUGGUAGACUCAACCGCAAGACACCAGCUUUUGAGCUUCAUAGACGCUUUCCCGGGCUAUAACUAG
Molecule: messenger RNA, 822 nt
Organism: Quercus robur (English oak)
Lineage: Eukaryota; Viridiplantae; Streptophyta; Magnoliopsida; Fagales; Fagaceae
Exons: 1
Coding region: 1-822 (273 amino acids)
Source: RefSeq, a predicted model, not a curated record